Messenger RNA from Dermacentor albipictus, 6842 nucleotides. RefSeq names its product gamma-tubulin complex component 2-like. The record is from RefSeq and is a predicted model, not a curated record. Lineage: Eukaryota; Metazoa; Arthropoda; Arachnida; Ixodida; Ixodidae. Gene Ontology annotation, cellular component: gamma-tubulin complex; spindle pole; equatorial microtubule organizing center. Gene Ontology annotation, biological process: meiotic cell cycle; microtubule nucleation; cytoplasmic microtubule organization. Gene Ontology annotation, molecular function: gamma-tubulin binding; microtubule minus-end binding.
GUUACUGCGGCUUGCCGAUGAAAGGUUGAUUGUUUCUUAUUUUUCAUCCUCGCCCGUUACGGCUCCAGCGCGAUCAAUAUGAACGUUUAGCGCGUGUAGGAAUUUCAACGUCUGUCCUCCGAACAAAUUUAACGCGGACAUGAGCCAGCCAGUGGAAUCGGCGAACCGAAAUGGGACCAGUCAUAGGAGAAGUGUGCCAGCAGACGGGAAGCAGCACAGAAGUGACAUGGCGCAGCAGGCACGCGUGCGGCAGCGGAAGGAACCUCCAGCCCUGAAGAAUGCAGCAGCGUCUGUCUUUGCGGAGCCCAAACUUCCCAAUUUCUCGGGUAUCACCAUAAGGAGCAAGAGGGAGUUUCCAGAGAAGCUCGAUGACCUCAAGCACGAGUUGCUCUGCGAUGUUAGCAAGGGUGACAGGCAGAAGAAAGUCGCACCAAGCUCGGUGUCACGGCCUGCUUCGUUGACAUCGCUGACGUCUUUUGCUCCGUCUGCAGGAAUGAACCGCCAGACAAAGUCGGUUGCUGUGGAACCAGUUACCUUUGGUCUCUUUGUGGACGACUCGAAGGUUUCCUGGGACUUCGUUCCUUAUCCUCGGUCAUCAAGGGACCCGAAGACUGAACCCAUCGGCGCUCUACCUCUGUCAACGCAAGAGUACAAGCUACUCGAAGACCUGAUCUAUGUCAUGCUGGGCGUCGAUGCAAUCUACAUCCGGUCUCAACCGCUGCAGAACCCUCACGCAGAGCGAACAUUUACGAUCGACGAAUCAGCAGACCCUUCACUGAAAGAGAUGGUGAAGAAGAUUCUUCCUCUUUGUAGCCACUACUCUACAGUUGUCCGGUUCAUAGAAGAAAAGCAGGUGCACGGCCAGGGCAUGGUGAACCAGGCACUGGCCGCAGCCAUGCGGGAGCUGCUGGACGACUACCUGGUCCUGGUCACCCAGCUGGAGCACAAGCUGGUCAACCAGGGGGCGUUGACCCUGCCCAAGGCCUGGUUCUACGUCCAGCCUUCCCUGGCCUACAUGGACGUGCUGGCCACAUGUGCGCAGGCCGUCUGGGCGAGGCAGUGUUAUGGAGGCAAGACCCUGGGUACGUUGCACAAGCAAGCCACAUCAUUGACUGGUGACACCAAAGCAAGAGAGAUCUGCUUGUUCCUUGCAAAAGCGGCAUCUGUACCAUAUUUCAACAUGCUGGAAAGUUGGGUCUACAGAGGGUGCAUAAAUGACCCAUUCAAGGAGUUCCUGGUGGGAGACAAGAGCCAGGUGAAAAAAGAGGACAUGUCCGUCGACAACAUGGACAACUACUGGAACAGCCGGUAUGCUUUGCGCUCCGAGAUGAUUCCGGGCUUCCUACGGUCGCUAAAGGACCGCAUCCUCAUAACGGGCAAAUACCAGAACGUCAUCCUCCAGUGUGGCCAGAGGCCGGCAUCAUGCUCGGGUGACGGCCGACUGUGCUACUCACUCAACGAACGCGAGUACACUGAGAAGAUUGACACCGUGUACCACAAGGCAAGCCGCAUGCUCCUCAACCUGCUCAUGGACAAAGUGGACCUCAUGGGACGCCUCAGGUCAGUGAAGCACUUCUUCCUGAUGGACCAGGGUGACUUCGUGGUCCAGUUCAUGGACAUGGCGGAGGAGGAGCUCAGCCAGAACAUCGAUGACAUUGUGCCCACCCGCCUGGAGCUGCUACUGCAGCUGGCGGUCUCCACGAGCUCGGUUGGCAACGACCGGUACAAGGACUGUGUCAAGCACCAGAUCUUGGAGUGCAACCUCGCCUCCCAGAUGGAGAAGCUGAUGGGUGAUGAACCUGACAAAAAUGCCCAGACACGUGUGGUUAUUGGCCAUGAGGCAUUCACGCUCAACUAUGACGUCGAGUGGCCCCUCAACCUUGUCCUCACUAGCACCAGCCUGGGUUGCUACCAGAUGGUCUUCAGGUAUCUCUUCUACCUCACACACGUCGAGCGCAUGCUCUCCAAGGUUUGGAUUCGAGACAAGGCCGCCAAGCAGCGGUCGGCGGCAUACCCUGUCGUCGCAUUCGGGCUGCGCCAGCGAAUGAUGCACUUUGUCAAGAACCUGCAGUACUUUGUCACCGUCGAAGUCAUCGAACCCAGCUGGCAUGUGUUCCAGGACCGUAUGCAGAAGGUCCAGACGAUAGAUGAAGUGCUUGAGCAGCACAUGGACCUGACAGAGUCAUUUGUCAGCAUGUGCAUGCUGACCAACAAGGAGGUCUUCAAGCUCAUCCAUGACACUCUGCAGCAGUGCCUUCAGUUCGCCUCCUUCAUACUGAGCGACACUAAAGCGGAUAACUUUGAGGAGCAGGUGAACCAGUUCCAGCACAGCUUCCACAUCCAUCUGAGUUCACUACGCAAGAAGCUGUUGGAAGAUGGUGCAUCAUCACACUCCACCCACGAGAUAAACCUUGCCGAAAUGCUUCAUAGGAUCGAUUUCAACCGAUUCUACUCGAGUACUCCUGAGUAACUGAAAAGCACCUAGAGGAACCUGGGCAAUCCCACAAGCAACUUGUCCAGCUGGCUGCAGUGCGACCAAAGGAGUGGCUUCCACACUUUCAGUGCGAGCUUUCUGUACAAGUGUGUAUGCCAUGCCAACUUUCUGUUGUGCGAUAACUGCUACUUACUGCCGUUAGCUUGUAACCUCAAAUUGGCAAGUUGCCAAUUCUGUGUUUGUCACUUUUUGUGGCUUGCAAGCUGAGAAUGCUGUCUGUGCACGGCAUGUUGUCGUAGCUGUGGGAGUGCAAACUCUUGAUUGUGAGCUGCAACGGUUGAAGUGCUUGUUGAAAUGAUUGCAGCGUCUUGCUCAUCGAAAGUGGUGUUGAAAAGGAGUCGGGACAAUGUGAACCCUGUGGGUUGUGGUAAUGGAGCCAAACGGCAUGCUGAGUGGCCGAGGUUAACUAGCGAUUGUGUCACUGGGGGUGCAUUGUACAGUGAAACCUCAUUAAACCUCAGUUGGCUAGAGCUCGGAAAAAGUAUGUACUAAACGGUAGUACUGCUUAACCGAAAUAGCAUAAGAUCGCCCACUUACCUGUCGAAAACGGAACUCGGAGAGAGUGCGAUGAAAGGGAAAAAAAAACAUGCAGUAUGUAGUCACUUCACAUGACAAAAGUGUUAUUUUCGUUUGAUGCCGUGGCGGCCUCAAACUUACUGAAGCUGAGGUUUUCUAGCGCACGAAAAGGGACGAAAGACAGUGGCAAGACGUGGACACAGUGCUAACUUCCAACAAUUGUUUUAUUCCACGAAGCGGUACACAUAUAUAUAGGUAACACACACAACCGUACGCAUGCGCAUAUGUACUGAUUUCUAGUCAAAUGAGACAGCAACGAGACGUGUAAUGGAAAGUUAAGAUGAUAUCAAAGAUGAAAGAAGGACCAUGCAUAGCCAAAAAAAUUUUUUUGUGAUUGCAAGAUUAAAAUGUAAUCUCCAGGCCACCCUCUAUGUCACGUUUAAAAAAUCGAAUUCUUGCUAGAUCGCUAGAUUAGGAAGUGCUUGUGUUAGCGUGCCUUCAAUAGACCUUUCAAGUAAAGAAUUCGAUUUCUUAAACGUGACACAAAGGGUGGCCUGAUGCAGAUAACAUUUUAAUCUUGCAAUCAGAAAAAAAUUUUUUUGGCUAUGCAUGGUCGUUCUUUCAUCUUUGAUAUCAUCUUAACUUUCCAUUACACAUGUCUCGUUGCUGUCUCGUUUGACUAGAAAUCAGUACAUAUGCACAUGCGUACGGUUGUGUGUGUUACCUAUAUGUAUGUGUACCGCUUUGUGGAACAAAACAAUUGUAGGAAGUUAGCGCUGUGUCCGCAUCUUGCCACUGUCUUUCGUCCCUUUUCGUGUGCUAAAAAACCUGUUAUGGAAUAGCAAUACGCCCUAACUGACGCUCGUUCAAGUUACUGAAGCUGCAUGCUGGCUUUUCAGCCAGCCCCUUCUCGGCAAACACUCGCAUGGCAGAUUCCUUGUUGGCGUUACGUAUUCUCCGUGCACGCGCGCAGUAGUGCUGCAGAAGUCCCGAGGUGCUUUUUUCAUUGCCGGGUGCCGAAGUGCGGAAUACUUUCCAUUUGGAAUAGUUAUGUUAUCGUGCCCGUGUUCUUGUCGCAACGAUUGCAUUCAUGAGGCUGAUGUAACGCGUAGCAUCUGCCCCUGUCGAGCCUGAAUCACCCGUGCUGUCGCUUUCCGUGUUGUCCUCAUUACUGUCGCUAGUCAAAACUUCGGCAACAACAGAGGCAAUGAUGGUGAAAAGUCGAACCUCGUAGACGACAUCUCUUCGCGGUCACAGCAACGCUGCUGAGCAAAUUCUUCGCAUUCCAAAUGCCACACACCAUAGUCAACAGCAGAUCCCUGUCCCGUGCCAGCGUCGGCUUCUUCGUGUCACGUUCGAUAGCACAGAUGAUGUCUAAAUUUUCUAUGCUGAGCACCUGGCGUCUUGUUUAUCCGAGCUUUGCCAUGACGCGAGUCCUCACUAGCACGACACCACAACGCUCUCUGGCAUGGCGUCGAAAUGAUGUUGAUGUUGUUGUGGCUUCACAUGCGAACGCACAGAGCGCUUGGAGGCCAUUGUUCGGAUCUCUGAGGCUUGUUCUGCCGGGCCGCCCGAUAGAGACGACGCGCUGCCGUGUUUGCGCAACGAAAAGUGGAAACACUGUGUUUUAACCGAUGCGUAUGCAAUAAGCUGGUAUGGUUUAUGCGGAUACAAAACACAUUAUGUUCAAUGGCCGCUGAGUCGAGGGUUUGACUUUACUACUUUUAAAACGAAACUACUCUUUAAGCGGGUACGGUUUAAUGAGGUUUUAUUGUAUAUUACACUUCUCUGGCGAUGUGCGUUUUUGUUUGCCAAGGUGUUAGUACAAUGUAGUUUGUUGUUCUCCUAAGCCAGUGACCUCUUGUCAGGAUUUUGUUUGUUGAUAGUGUAUGCUGGUAAUACAAAAAAUGUUGGCCGCGUGCCAGCUGGCAUCCAGCGUGACAUGGAGUGAUCGUGACAUGGAGUGAAUGCUGGUGCACCCAUAUUUACCAUUGCGGAAAUAAGUAUGCCUUUUGUGUUGCAUUUCAUAUCCUGCUGUGCAUGCGUCUUCACAGCAGUGUUAGUCAGGAGGUUUGAUUUUUGUUUUCUGUAUUUCUGCAUUAAGCUUAACUGGUGUCGUCGUAUUAUGAACAUUGAAGUGCCAUUUUAAGGAAGCAGCAGCAGCUGUGUUAUGUAAACUUGUUGACUGAUUGAAUCUCAAUUUUGAGGCAUAUAAUGUCUUGCUCUUGAUUUGUUCAUUCCAAUGAAUUCAUUUAAAGGGAAUGAGUCAUAUUAGAAAACUGAUUUUGGAUGUUCCUUGUGUUCCUGCGUUGCUUUAGAAUUGAGUAAUUUGCCUUUUUCUUGUUUUUAUUUGCUCAUGCUUAAUAGUAAUGUGGUCUUAACUAGGUUUUAAAAUCAAUCCUCUUGCACUUAUAGACUUGUGCUUCCUUCUGAACUUGCUACAUUGUUAUCCUAAUUGCACAGUCCACGCCAGCAGUCACUUGCACCAAAGAAAGUAACAAGUUGUUUCAUCAGUUUCUUUUUAAAUUUUUUUGUGUUAUUAACCGCUGGUGGACUCUUCUUGUUCAUUGUGCUCAUGUCGUAUUCCAUCUGUAGCUCUCACCUACCUUUUCAUUUUCUUGUUCUGCACAGGUGAUAUAGAAAAAACUGUCUGAGGCAGAAAGCACAACUACGUCUCUUCAGAGGGACUGCUUGAAAGAGGUGGACAUUUCUUCUAGAACAAAUCGCAAUGUCCACUUAGCUAAUUGCGAGACCCGAGAGAAUUUCCUGGCAGCUGCAGUAGAAAUAUUACAGUGGGGUCGCAGUGGAUGAAUGCUUGUCUACCAUGUCUUGGGUGCACAUGAAAAAACCCCAGGUGCUCGAAUUAAUCUUGGGGUUUCCACCACAGUGUGUCUCAUCACUCACGUUUUGCUAUGGGUGCAAUGGAACCCAGCAAUCAAUCAUUCAAAGAAGCCAGGUGAUGGCAAUUGUGUGAAUUUAUUAGUAAUUCCAAGGAUAGCAUCGCUUUCGGGAUAUUCAAUCUUCAAUAUAUACUACAAAAUCAUUGGCAAUCUACUUAGCCAUGUCCCGCAGUGCGUGACGGAGGCUUAAAAUGUCAAGUGCGAUGACAGCCUACCUUGUAGCUCGUUUUGGGGACUCCGGCGGCUAUUUGAAAGUUAGAAGUGAAAAACUGUUGAGUAAGUAAGUGAACAUUGCAAUUUUUGAUCAAGUAAUGCCUGCAACUUUAGGUAAUAUUGUUUGGUACCAUCCGGCAAUACCUGGCUUGACCACUUACAAUGAACACGCAGUCCUGUUGCACAUUGGUUCACGUCACUGCAGUGAGCAUAUGCAAAGCAUGACAAAAUACUGUGGUUGACAAAAAAAAGGUGCGUUUCCUUGUGUGUUCAGGCUGCACAUUCCUUGUGAUUUCUACAACUCGAACAGGUGACAUCAUGCCAUCUUCCAUGGGCCGUAUUUGAAGAAAUUUGUUUGGAAUAGAAAAGAAUCGGUAGUAUGUUGUCGGAAAAACAUCACUCUGUUAUCUGCACGAAAUCAAACAGUAUUACUGUUUGUUGCCUUUUCCCCUGUUUAAGCAUGUUGUCUUUCUUGCAUCUCAAUGUGUGCCAUCUCGACCAAUUAUCUUCAGGUCGGCUGCUCUGGUAGGGGCAGGCAGUCUGUUCUCUAGUGAUACAUAUUAGUGGGCAUUUGAUGCGUACGCCAUGCAUUUGAUCUCGUCGUCCCUUGGGCAGAGUCGGAACCGUUUCAAGGAACUUGCACUGUGUGGUAUUCGAAGUGGGCAUUGUUGAAUGUACAGCUCAUUGCGAUCCCUUUGUUAUAAUAAAAAUACUACAAG